AUGGCGUUCCUGCUGCACUGCAUUCCCUUUCAGAGAGUGCUGAGCACUCUAGCAAGUCCUGCAUGGACUGAGGGUCGUGGCUGCUGGGGUUUUACCUGGAACUGGUUGGGCAGAUCAGAAAAACUCCCCAACUGGACAAUCAACAGGAAGUGGUCUGACCCCAACUGGACAAUCAACAGGAAGAGGUCUGACCCCAACUGGACAAUCAACAGGCAGUGGUCUCACCCCAACUGGAAAAUCAACAGGAAGUUGUCUGACCCCAACUGGACAAUCAACAGGGAGUUGUCUGACCCCAACUGGACAAUCAACAGGAAGAGGUCUCACCCCAACUGGACAAUCAACAGGAAGAGGUCUGACCCCAACUGGACAAUCAACAGGAAGAGGUCUGACCACCAAUGGUUGGACACCCUGCCAUUAUUACAUUACACAGCUGAGCAGCAUGCUGGGUAG
Molecule: messenger RNA, 450 nt
Organism: Pelobates cultripes (western spadefoot toad)
Lineage: Eukaryota; Metazoa; Chordata; Amphibia; Anura; Pelobatidae
Source: the annotation of a GenBank genome assembly